ACCCCGUUUUUGUCAUAACAAAAAAAAAAACUUAAAACCCUAAAAAACCAAAUUGAGCAGUUCCGUCAUCCUUCGUUUAUGACUCUCACUCAUCUCAACUGCCCGUAAACACCAAUAGCUUACCGGAAAACGCCGCCGGAGUUAAUUAUCAGCCGCCACAAUCAGUGAGAAACUCCGUCAGAUUUGCCAUGCUGGCGUUUUCGAGAGGCGUGGUUUCUCGUCUUCAACAUUUUGCCGUGUCCACACCCUCGCCGUUAUUGUUGUCGCGGUUUUUGAGUUCGGAUGCGGAGGCUUUACGGAUUAUUGAAGCAAAGCCUAGUGUCAUGACCCCUAAUUCGACACGGACUGGUCUCAUAGCUGUCAAGUGUGGAAUGAGUGCACUUUGGGAUAAAUGGGGUGCCAGAAUUCCAAUCACUGUGCUUUGGGUUGACGACAACAUUGUUUCUCAGGUCAAAACCCCUGAGAAAGAAGGCUUUUGCGCUCUCCAGAUUGGUUGUGGACAGAAGAAGGAAAAACAUUUGACAAAGCCUGAGGUGGGUCAUUUUAGGGCUCAAGGAGUUCCAAUGAAGAGGAAGCUAAAAGAGUUUCCAGUGACAGAGGACGCACUUCUUCCUGUAGGUACAUCGCUUAAUGUUCGCCAUUUUGUUCCUGGCCAGUAUGUUGACAUUCAAGGAAUCACUAAAGGAAAAGGUUUUCAGGGUGUAAUGAAGAGGCAUGGUUUUAAAGGAGGUCCAGCAAGCCACGGAGCUUCAUUAUCACAUAGAAGCGGAGGUUCUACAGGACAACGCGAUGCUCCUGGAAAGGUUUUCAAAGGUAGAAAGAUGCCUGGGCGAAUGGGUGGCGACCAACGAACAGUUAAAAACGUAUGGGUCUACAAAAUCGAUCCAGCAAGGAAUUUGAUGUGGGUGAAAGGCCAGGUCCCAGGAGCUACAGGGAACUUUGUUUUUAUAAAAGAUGCCGUCUAUGAAAAACCUGAUGUAUCUCUACUUCCUUUCCCAACUUACUUUGUGCCAGAAGAUGAAGCUACAGAUGAUUUGAAACCUUUGGUUGCUGAUCUUGGAGAUGUGGAUCCAUUUAUGGUUACUGAUUAAAGAGAUAGUUCAGAAAAUGGAUUUUCACGCUAGGUUUUCUUCCUGUAACCAUGUUCUUUUAUUUGAAUAUAGAUGCCAAAAAUGAGAAUGUUAGGAAUCACCAUCCAAGGAUGACGUUUCACUUGAGUCCUUCACUGGAAGAUCUAGGCAACUUUUGUCAUUCAACAAUUCUGAUUCAGGAUUGGGUGAACAUGGCUGUUUUGAAUCCUACAAAUAAGUGGAGACUUGGAAUUAGUGAAUGCGAUACUUUAUUCUAAUGUAUUGAUUCCCUUUUUUGAGCCAAUUUAUUUGGCACUGACCAUGCGGUAUUUAAAUUAAUUUUACUAUAUCUAUCUAUUUAUUCUGAUUGUGAUAAUUUUAAAGGACUUC
Molecule: messenger RNA, 1460 nt
Organism: Cicer arietinum (chickpea)
Lineage: Eukaryota; Viridiplantae; Streptophyta; Magnoliopsida; Fabales; Fabaceae
Product: large ribosomal subunit protein uL3m
Biological process (GO): translation
Cellular component (GO): mitochondrial large ribosomal subunit; ribosome
Molecular function (GO): structural constituent of ribosome
Source: RefSeq, a predicted model, not a curated record